Molecule: messenger RNA, 429 nt
Organism: Rotaria sp. Silwood2
Lineage: Eukaryota; Metazoa; Rotifera; Eurotatoria; Philodinida; Philodinidae
Source: the annotation of a GenBank genome assembly
AUGAAACUAAUUGCAAAUGAAAAUGAUGAUUUUAUCAAAGACUUAUUAGCGGAUUUGACAGGACAAGUACAGGAAGCUAUAGGAAAACAAGAAUGGUUCGACAAAUGGGGGGUACAUUAUUUACCUAGUUUAACAGAUGCUCAUCUUCUUCAAGUCUGUAAUAAUUUCAAGGAUCCAGGUGUUCAACAUUAUGGAAAAGGCGUACUUUUCUCGAAGAUACGCGAUGAAAUGGAUGACAUAUUUUGUAGCUUACCUGCUCCUAUAUCUUCAUUAACAACUAGUGCUCCAGUAGAUAUGGCUGUGUUCUAUAAUCCUGCUGGUGGAUGUUUUCACGGAGAAUGCUCUGUAAGCUUAAUGAAUGGUACAACGAAAUUAGUAAAAGAUGUUCAGCCAGGUGACCGAAUGGCGCUACAUGGUGGCAUGGUUUGA